Messenger RNA from Oryza brachyantha (malo sina), 770 nucleotides. RefSeq lists its product as uncharacterized. The record is from RefSeq and is a predicted model, not a curated record. NCBI's taxonomy places the organism in Eukaryota, Viridiplantae, Streptophyta, Magnoliopsida, Poales, Poaceae. The coding region runs from base 62 to 436 and encodes 124 amino acids. The transcript has 5 exons.
GACAGGGGUUUUAAUACACAAUUAAGUUUAGAAAUUCGUGUGAGGAAUUUCUGGUUGUGACAUGAGUCGACAGGCUUACUUGCAGCAGUUACUGCGGAGGAGAGUUCCAACCAUCCCAGAAAGAAGACAUGAGGGGGGAGGCCAAGAAGUCACACUACUCUCUCUUGUGACUCCUAGCAAUCUUCAUGUGGCUAAGGCAACUAUCCAAACAAGCAACCCAAACAGAUUUGUUGGUGAGACUGCUCUUGGUAGAAGAUUUUGUGUAGUAGUCGUGAAUUCUGUGAUUAAAAGGGAUGCAGUAUUACCUCGCCCAUAUGGACGCAUACAAAUUAUGGGAGAUGCUUAUGGACAAUCAAUUGCUUGGCCACGCACUCAUAUUAAGUAUGAUGAGAAUGCAACAGGGCAAACAAGGGUUUCAUCAGGUGGUGGCAAUUGAUGUACUGCCCACAUGAAUGAAGACAACACGAUGGAUGUGCAAACUCAUAUGAGGUGCAUUCCAUACCUUUUCAAUAUCUAGCUGUAGCAUGUAGCCUAUAUUUUGUACUUUUGAAUUGUGCUAAUUAGACUACACAAAGACAUGAAGCGAAAUAUUUUGGCAACUGCUGUCAUGGACAUGUUCUGGAUUUGGGUAGGAUGGAGAUAUGAGGGUAUUAGCUUUAUCACUUGUGGUUGUACUCUUGAUGUAUUCAGUGAAAAUUGAGAACAGCAUUGUUAUUCUUUUGUGAGGUUGAACCUGACUAUUAUGGGAGUUGUGGACCUUUUGAUUAGUU